AUGGCAUGCCAAUAUCAUCUUGUUGUUGUUGCACUUGUUUUCAUUGUUGUUGUUAGGGAAUUUGCAGUCGAAUCGUCACCUUUACCAGUCCCAUCUUCACCUUUAAAGUCGCCAUCUGUUUCUUCUCCAGCUUUUUUCCCCAAGUCCCCUUCUAUUAAGUCCCCAGCACCUAAGUCAUCUCAUCCUGGAGGCCCAAAGAGCUCUUCAAGCUCCUCUUCCCCUAGCCCUAGUCAAAGCGACAACCCUAACACCAACAAAGGACACUCUUUUGAGGUUGAGUCCUCGGAGGAGGUCUCAUCCCCUCCUUCACCAACUGCCAAUGAUGAAGUUUCUGACUCUCCUUCACCUAGCCCUAAAGGCAUGGGUGAUGUUGUUGAUAGUGAGACCUUUGCAUCAGCACCAACACCCUCUAAUGCCAUUGAAAAAAAGGCCACCACUUGCAUUGUUGGUGUUUUCCUCUCCCCUAGCCCUAGUCAAAGCGAAAACCCUAAUGCCAACGAAGGUUACUUUUUUGAGGUUGAGUCUCCUGAGGAGGUCUCAUCACCUCCUUCACCAACUGCCAAUGAUGAAGGUUUUGACUCCCCUUCUCUUAGCCCCAAAAGCAUGGGUGAUGUUGUUGAUAGUGAGACCCUUGCACUAGCACCAACACCCUCUAAUGCCAUUGAAAUAAAGGCCACCACUUGCAUUGUCGGUGUUGUAACUAUUUUUGGAUUCUUCCUCUUUUAA
Molecule: messenger RNA, 726 nt
Organism: Gossypium arboreum
Lineage: Eukaryota; Viridiplantae; Streptophyta; Magnoliopsida; Malvales; Malvaceae
Exons: 3
Coding region: 1-726 (241 amino acids)
Source: RefSeq, a predicted model, not a curated record